Messenger RNA from Conger conger (European conger), 2077 nucleotides. RefSeq names its product zinc finger protein 184-like. The coding region runs from base 343 to 1755 and encodes 470 amino acids. NCBI's taxonomy places the organism in Eukaryota, Metazoa, Chordata, Actinopteri, Anguilliformes, Congridae. The record is from RefSeq and is a predicted model, not a curated record. The transcript has 4 exons.
CUUCAGUCCAGUUCAAUUCUCGAAAAACCGAGGACUGGAAUUACGCCCAUUAACUUCACUCUGAGCCAAUCAGAGCAUCAUGACGUCACUGUAAGAUACCAUCGAAGAGGUCGCCUGGAAGUGUCAUCAAUAGAGCGGAAGUAAACAGACAGCUAAAUGGUGUAACGGAUCAAGGGAGCUCCUUGAGCGAGACAGCAAGCAGUCCGUAAACAGUAACAGUAAAUAAAUACAUUGUCUUUUUUGAAACGUUCCUAUAUAUACAGAGACUCGCCUUAUCCCGACCUGUUCGAAAGUGAAUGAUAAUAACUAGGCUACAUAUCCUGUCUAGCUAACGUAGCUACAAUGGCUAACGUCAAUGGCGUUAACCAGACAUUUCAUUCACAGCUUAGUUCCGUUGUCGACAAAUUGGCAAUCACGGCUGUGAAAGAAAUUUCAAAACUUGUAGAUGAUGGAUUUGCGAUACUGCAUGUGGAAAUUUCACGAAGCCACAAAGAAAACGAAGCACUAAAAUGCAAAAUACAGACGAUGGAGCUUCAGAUGGCGCGAGGAUUUGUGGAGGAGACAGGAAUGCUCGCCAAGUGUCGUUGCGAACAUAGUCCAGUUAAAGCCACAAAUGGCGUCUUUGCAGAAUGUAUGGACGUGCCAGAGAUGGACGCGGGAUACCCCUCGAGGCACGAGAACACUCACACACAAUCUACUGACAUGAGAGCAGAGUGUGCAGACACGGAGGAGGGAAGGACUGAAUGGGUUCUUAUAAAGGAGGAGAGAGUGGAAGAGGACAGAGACCCACAGGGAGAGAUGAACUCCAGGGAGGAGAGAGCUGUGGAGUGGAGGGCAGGCAGCAGGGAAAAGCGUCCCGUUCAGGAAACGCAGAAUAAAGCAGCGAAUCACACAGAGGAGCUCACUGAGCAGCACAGGACCGGACGCGGUGUUUGGGAGGUCAGUGGACUGGAAUCUGCACUUAAAACAGAGCCAGAGACAGAGAGUGCCAAGACCCUUCAGCACACAGGAUGUGAGCAGAGCACAGGAAGACUCCACAGUUCAUGUCCUGAGUACUUAACGUGUGAGAGAACUCGUCAACUGAGGACUUUCUGUACACAGGGGGCUGGAGAAACAGAGGCUGAUGUUCCCUCCUGCUCUUAUGCUACAGAAAGCAGCUCUGAGAGCCUGUCCAUUCACUCAGGGCUGCAGUCACUUCCUCCCCCAGGGAAAGGUGCUGGCAGUAAUCUGUCAUUGGGGCCUCUUGAUGUGAAACCAGAGGCUGUAAUGAUCGAUUCACUGUCUGAAGAAGAGGCUGAGAUGCACUCUGCAUGGAAUGAAGAGACUAUUUCAGAAAAUAUUCCAGCACAACACAGGUAUUACAGACAGGAGAGACCAUUUAGCUGCCAACAGUGUGGAAAGAGCUUUGUUCAUUUAUCUCAACUGAAAAUUCACAAGAGAGUCCACACAGGAGAGAAACCAUACAGGUGCACACUGUGUCCACAGAAAUUUUCACAUUCAGGUAGCCUUAAUAGACAUUACAGAGUUCACACAGGAGAGCGGCCAUUUAGAUGCACAUAUUGUGGUAAGUCUUUUUCUCAGUCGGGUCAUCUUACAAAACACAAAAGGCUUCACAGUGGAGAGAGACCUUUCCGAUGCACAUAUUGUGGUAAGUGUUUUUCUGAGUCGGGUAAUCUUAGACAGCAUCACAGUGUUCACAGAGGAGAGAGACCAUUGAGAUGUCAUUUGAAGUCUAUUUCAAAACAAACAUUUUAAAAUCACCAACAGAAAGACCACACACCUGUGCUGAGUGCAAGAGAAGUUUCUUUAGCAAGGAUGAAUCAAGUGAGUGAGUAAUUGGCAAUGUCUUUUCAUCCAUGACACACAUGUAUACCAUGGAUUAUUUGAUGUUUGUUAUUAAAAAAAUAAAUGUUUUACUUUGUUACUAAGCAUCUGAAAUGUAAUUUAAAACUAUUGGUUCCCAAUCCCCAUUGCAUUCUUCAAUUAACACUUCUCAGGACAAGUAUUUCUUUUUGCAGAAUAAUUGUCUGAAAAUUAUAUUUUUCAAUCAAACAAUAAACUUGAUGUACAUUCUCAA